AUGUCCGAGACGGCCCCGUCCGCUCCCGCGCCUGCCGCCGCCGCCGCUCCCGAGAAGCCCCCGGCCGCCAAGAAGACGAAGAAGCCGGCCAAGGCCGCCGCCGCCAAGAAGAAGCCCGCGGGGCCGUCGGUGUCCGAGCUGAUCGUGCAGACCGUGGCCGCGUCCAAGGAGCGCAGCGGCGUGUCCCUGGCCGCCGUCAAGAAGGCGCUGGCGGCCGCGGGCUACGAUGUGGAGAAGAACAACAGCCGCAUCAAGCUGGGGCUCAAGAGCCUGGUGAGCAAGGGCACCCUGGUGCAGACCAAGGGCACCGGCGCCUCGGGCUCCUUCAAGCUCAACAAGAAGGCGGCCUCCGGCGACGCCAAGCCCAGCUCCGGCAAGGGGGCCGCCAAAGCCAAGGCUGCGGGGACUCCCAAGAAAUCGAAGAAGGCCUCGACGGCGGCUGCUCCUAAAAAGGGAGUCAAGACCCCGAAAAAGGCCAAGAAGCCGGCAGCGGCCAAGAAGCCCGCCAAGAGCCCCAAGAAGCCCAAGGUGGUCAAGGCGAAGAAGGUGGCGAAGAGCCCCGCCAAGGCCGUGAAGCCCAAAGGGGCUAAGGCCAAGGUGACCAAGCCGAAGGCGGCGACCAAGCCCAAGAAGGCGGCGCCCAAGAGGAAGUGA
Molecule: messenger RNA, 654 nt
Organism: Sorex araneus (European shrew)
Lineage: Eukaryota; Metazoa; Chordata; Mammalia; Eulipotyphla; Soricidae
Gene: H1-1
Product: H1.1 linker histone, cluster member
Exons: 1
Coding region: 1-654 (217 amino acids)
Biological process (GO): negative regulation of DNA recombination; nucleosome assembly; chromosome condensation
Cellular component (GO): nucleus; nucleosome
Molecular function (GO): nucleosomal DNA binding; double-stranded DNA binding; structural constituent of chromatin
Source: RefSeq, a predicted model, not a curated record